Molecule: messenger RNA, 10551 nt
Organism: Oryctolagus cuniculus (rabbit)
Lineage: Eukaryota; Metazoa; Chordata; Mammalia; Lagomorpha; Leporidae
Gene: NAGK
Product: N-acetylglucosamine kinase
Molecular function (GO): N-acetylglucosamine kinase activity
Source: RefSeq, a predicted model, not a curated record
AAGGGGCGGAGACCGCAGUCCUUGCCGGAGGGUCCCUGCAGAGUGCUAGCCCCUCCGUUCCUGUCGGCGUUUCCGGCUCCUGACCCUAGAUCGAACUCUUGUUACUGCUUUUCUUCCUGCUCAGAAGCUUGUCUGCCGGACUUUUUGAAAUAACUGCUCCUGAGUAUGACUGUGGACAAGGCACAUGCCCUCACUGGGUUCCAGUUGCUGCAAGUGUGAAGUGAGGUCAGGGAUGAACAGAUGAUGGAUCGCCACAUCCUCUGCCAGUGACAACAUUAAGUGAAUCUGGGUGUGUCCAGUCAGGGCAUGAUGGAAGGCGGCUGUCAUCUCAGCCUGGGUACUGUACUUUCAGAUCUGAGAUUCACGUCUCCGGCAGCCACAUCUGCUGACUCAUAGACCCCAAAGUCCUCAUGUGAAUUGUUAGGGUCGAUCUCCCUCAUCCUGUCUCUGUAGCCCCCCUCCCCUUUUGUCUAAACAGUAACAUAAGUAUGCACUUAGUUCUGUUACAUACAUCUGUAAGAUAGAAACCAGUGUUUUUCAGUUUGUCACAAGAUUCUUUUGUAUGUUGAAUCUACCAAUUCAUGCAUUAACUACCCCUGGAACUUGUGGACGUCAUUGAGUUUGAUCAGGUCUUCAACAUCCUCUUUUAAGACCUUCCCAGAAGUGUGGCUCAGUAAAGAAACAUACAUUGCACCACCACACGCCUCCCUCCAAACAGCUCUCUCCCCAGUAACCAGCGGUGGAGGGUUCAGGUGCCUAGGAAACGUGUGUGUCCUCCCUGCCGUCUGCUCGGCAUUUCCUGCAAGGCUCUCUUACAGACCUCGGCAGCCGGAUCUGGGUCCUGAAAGACAGCCUUUAGCCAUGGUGAGAGAAGCAGAGACGGAUGUGCUGUUCUCUUGGGCCUACAUUGGGCCCAGUGCUAGUUACGAGGAUAAAUAUAUGAACCGAAACGUGACCUAACGGAGUUCAGACUCCAGCGAGAAGCAGACAGAACACCUGAGCAUCUCCUCAUAGAAAGGACUGUAGUAGCAGUAGGGGGCACCGGGAAGGCUUCACUCAUGGAGCUUUGGCAAGUGUGUGAGCUGGGCCACACGUCGAAGGUUUCACGGACCUGGUGCUGUAGGGGAGGCACACGAUCCAAGGUCCUUUUGCUCUCGGAGGAUGGGCAGAUCCUGGCAGAAGCAGAUGGACUGAGCACAAAUCACUGGCUGAUCGGGACAGACAAGUGUGUGGAGAGGAUCAACGAGAUGGUGAACAGGGCCAAGCGGAAAGCAGGGGUGGACCCUCUGGUACCUCUGCGAAGCUUGGGCCUGUCCCUGAGCGGUGGGGAGCAGGAGGACGCGGUGAGGAUCCUGAUGGAGGAGCUGAGGGACCGAUUUCCCUACCUGAGUGAAAGCUACUUAAUCACCACUGAUGCCGCUGGCUCCAUCGCCACCGCUACGCCGGAUGGUGGGAUCGUGCUCAUCUCUGGCACAGGCUCCAACUGCAGGCUCAUCAACCCCGACGGCUCUGAGAGUGGCUGCGGUGGCUGGGGCCACAUGAUGGGAGACGAGGGCUCAGCCUACUGGAUUGCACACCAAGCAGUGAAAAUAGUGUUUGACUCCAUUGACAACCUAGAGGCGGCUCCUCAUGACAUUGGCUACGUCAAGCAGGCCAUGUUCAACUAUUUCCAGGUGCCAGACCGGCUAGGAAUCCUCACCCACCUGUAUAGGGACUUUGAUAAAUGCAGGUUUGCUGGGUUUUGCCGGAAAAUUGCAGAAGGUGCUCAGCAGGGAGACCCCCUGUCACGUUACAUCUUCAGGAAGGCAGGGGAGAUGCUGGGCAGACAUGUUGUGGCCGUGUUGCCUGAGAUUGACCCGGUCCUGUUCCAGGGGGAGAUUGGCCUCCCCAUCCUGUGUGUGGGCUCCGUGUGGAAGAGCUGGGAGCUGCUGAAGGAAGGUUUCCUUUUGGCGCUGACCCAGGGCCGGGAGAUCCAGGCUCAGAACUCCUUCUCCAGCUUCACGCUGAUGAAGCUGAGACACUCCUCCGCCCUGGGCGGGGCCAGCCUAGGGGCCAGGCACAUUGGCCACCUUCUACCCAUGGACUACAACGUCAAUGCCAUUGCCUUCUACUCCUAUACCUUCUCCUAGGGGGCUGCUUCUGGCUCCACCCCCUCCAAGCCCAGUGGACAUUGGGUGCUGGAGGGGAGGAGUCUUUUUUUUUUUUUCUUUUUUAAACACAUAGAAGAAAAUAAACGCACUUUACCCACUUCCCCAAUUGGAUUGUGUUCUGAAGCACACCGCCUGCCAGCCGGCAUCCCAGCGGGCUCAGGAGUGUUCACUCACGUGCAGAUGAGAGCUGUAUGCCACCCCUCCCCCAGCCACACCUGACAGACGGACAUGCUGUGUGGCGGUGUUUAACCUGUGACUUGUUUCGUCAUGUCAGAGUGGGUAAUAAGUCCUGCCCUACUAAAUGCUCUCCUUGCAAAACGUGACCAGAGAGAGCACAGGCGUGUCACCCCCCAGGGUGCAGGUCUGGGCUGGGACAACGUGUGCCUCCGUGGGUUUGGUACGUGCAGGGCGGCAGCACACUUUGCAGCUUUUCAUAUGAAUGAGUUCCUGGGAGAUGAUGAGGAUCGGGGAAAUCCAAGAAGGCAGCUAGCUAGGCACAGUUAAGUAGGUGGCUCUGGGUCCAGUGUGACGCUUGUGUGUGUUGUACGGCCGAGAAUGAGCGCCCAUGAGUAGGAGAGCCAGGUGUGGUGGGUGAAGGCAAGCCUGAAGCCACCUGCCCCUGCUGCCUGGUGGAGCCUGAACAGUCUUGAUCCCCGCUGGCUGCCUCCCAGGCGUUGGGAGCGUGAACUAUUACAGGAAAUGGAGCAUGUCCUAGACCUCAAGCUCUCAAACUCACACCCAAUCCGUCUACAGUUUGAAAAUCCAAUUUCCCAGUUCUGUCUUCUACCCCCAGCCCCAGGGAUGAUGGGACAUUGUCAUUUCUACCGUGUCCCUUGGGUAAUUUCUGCUACAGAUGUUCAGUUUAGGCCCCCCAAGGGGUCUUGCCCACUAGCUGAUCACCUGCCUAAGUCCGAUGCCAGUGUUCCUUCACGCGCAGCACUCAGACUGAACAGGAUGGCAGCAGCUCUCAUCCCUUCAGCUCUGGCCCAGUGCAGUGAGCUGAGCGCUGGGUGGCAACUCAGGCCAGGUCCCUUCCAAGGGAUACACAGUCAGCCAUUUUUACAUCCACCCGUGACCAAACCUUUACACUCCUGCAGUCAGGAGUCUCCAGUCCUCACCUGAGACAAAGCUUGCAGAGAACAGCACACAACAGGGAUGCCUGUGCCCUGUCCUGCAGGUCUCAGUUUUACCUGUUUUGAUGAGUAGUGAGCUCGGGGGGUUCCCUGCCAUGCCCGCGGGAUGAGGGUCCGUGGAGUUCUGGUGAGGCGAGUAUAAACACUGAGGCCUGCGUUAGGCACUUCACGUGAGGUGUGGUGCAGCCAUCGCUGCCUUUGCAUUGUCUUGACUGCAGCUCCCGUCGGACAGUGGAAAUUUGAGAGCAGAGCAGGGAGCACACCAUAGUUGGCCGUUCAGUCACAGUGGGUAAGGGCCAAGUGUUAGUUAAAUAAAAAGGUACUGUUAACUGCACAAGGUCAGUUAUGUUACUAGUUAACACAUUUAGAUGUGAUGAGGCUGUUUACUCUCCAGUUACUAAAGCUGUCUUACACAGCUUAUACAGCUGGACAUCACUGAUUUGUUGUUAAUUAUUUGAAGGGCAGAAUGACAGGGAGGUAUCUUCCAUCUGCUGGUUCACUUCCCAAGUGAAUGCUGUGGCUGGUGCUGGGCCAGGCUGAAGCCAGGGCCUAGGAACUCCAUCCGGCCUCCCAUGGGAGUGGCAGGGGCCCAAGCACUUGGGCACCCUCUGCUGCUUUCCCGGGCUCAUCAGCAGGGAGCGGAAUCAGAGAUGGAGCAGCCAGGACUUGAAACAACACUCCAAAAUGGGAUGCUGGCAUCUCAGGGUGGCAGCUUAGCUCGCUGUGCCACAACGCUGGAGUGGUUUUGAUGAGUUUCUCCUCUCUUUAAACUCACAUCUCUUCCCCAACAAGAGAACAGGAGUGCCUCAUGGGUAUCUGCUUCCAGGCAGGAGGACUUAGCAGAAGCACUGGGCUCCAGUAAGGCCAGCACUGCUUUUAUCUACCUGUUUGCUCUGAUGGACGGCACAGCCACAUCCAUGCCACUCAUUCCACAAACGUUUCAGAAUGUCUUCCAGGUGUGACUAGUGCUCAAAGGAUUAAAAAUGAUUGUACCUUUUUUCAGUGAAAAUUCAUGUAACUGUUCAUUUAUGCUAUCUGUACUUGGCUAUAACAAGCUUCAGUUAAUGGCAUUUUUAAAAAUGGACAUAUUAUUUACAUCUUCAACAAUUUUACACUCCAACAGGUCAGCCAUAUAUAUCUACCUAACCACAGUGUCUCAUAAAGCUAUAUAUAAAUAGGCAAGUCAGUUCAGAUCCCCACCACUUCUCCCUGGUUUUAGGAAGGAGAUCAAGAAAUAGUAGUACUCAAAACUCCCAAGAUGUUUCUACCAUAUGAUAAAAUCCCUCAAAAAAUCAGUGGGGAGAUUCCAGCUGGGUAAGCUGAAAAUAAGUCCAAAUCACCAAAUCAUCAUUCCUUCAAGAGCAGGGAUUGUGUCCGCUUGAGGCAAUACUUGGAAGAUAGCAGGCACAGAAUCCUUCAUUAACGUCCCAGGCAGGCAUUAGUUCUGUGCAGACACUGGAAACUCCAGCUUCUCUUUAGACUUAAAGAGCCUGUCACCACCCCGUGUUCAGGCUGUACAAAUGACUGCCACCACUGGUCCUGGGUAUUAAAAGCCUUUGAUGUGCCAGGCAACAUUUUAAAAUUAAAUUCUGCACAGUUUUCUAAUAGCCUGAGCAGGGAUGUGUCACACACACCUUCACAAAUAAAUUGAGGUUCAGGCCAAAGGCACAGAGGAAGUGGUAAAGGCGGGACUCACUCAGUCCGGUGACUUCCAAGUCCAUGAUCUUGCUACUUUGUGCAACUAAAACUAUGAUUCAUCUUGCAAGUCUGUCACACACAUACCACAGCAUACACACCCCAUGGUAUGCGGGUACGGAGUAACCCAACUUUAGGAAAAAAGGUACCACUGCCAGUAAAUGCAUUUUAUUCUCAUUUUAUUGAGAUUUUCAACAGCUGCCAUUUGGUUUGUAUAGCAAAAAAAUUUAAAGUAACUUUUUCAUUUUUGAUAUUUUUAUGAAAAUUAUUUUUUUCAAUGAAAGCCCUGUCCCUCCCCCAAAGAAGUAUUAAUAACUACCAUGUCAUGUUCACUUAGGGAAAAAAAGAGCAAAAACAGCUUAUAAACACUUGUGAAACGGGUCAAGGUUCAAAGUCUAGACCCUCCUUCUGGAGGUGCCAGGCUGCCCCAUGACAGUGUCAGCACGUCAAGCACCAUGCACGGGCCCUGGGGGCUGCUGCCACCACAGGCCCCAGGCGUGUCUCCCCAUCUGCCUCUGCUGUCAGCCUGACAUGUGUCCGACCAAGCAGCGUGAUGUUUAAUACAUACUCAGCUUUAUAAAUAGGGACACGGUACUGCAUGAGUUAUUUAGAAAGUUCACAGAUUUCCCCAUCCAGUCUGGGCAAGGAAAGACAUCCUGUAUGGCACUGAUGGUUUCACUUUCAUGUCCACUCAAGACACAUGCCCAGACUCAUUAAGUGGAGUUAGCAGAUGCUUUGAAAGUCCUUGUGUUGUAGACAGCACAAAAGCUCUUUAUAAAACGGUUGCAAAAUUAUAAAGAUUUCUGCAGCAGUUCAGGUUCCUGUGUGGCUUCUGAUGACAAAGCUGGUUCUGAUAAGCAGAGCUCUCUGGCGUGCAUUGCAGUCUCCCCGACAAGUCCUCUGUUCCUAUGCCCAGAGGGUUCCAUUUAGGUCACAGGAAGUUGAAAUCCAAGUUUAGAAGGCUGUCGGCUGACCAGAUGUGGCCCCUCGGUGGAAUGCUGCUCAGCAAGAAAUGGGACAAACUACCCAGACAUCUCGCAGGUCAUGGGUGAACCACAGAGAUACCGAGCCACGUGAGGAGAUCACAGACUGGAUGAAAUGUCCGGAAAAGGCAGACAUAUAGGGAUAGAAAGCUCCUCGUGGGAGCCUGGGUCUGGAGGAGGGAACAGGGAUGAAUUGUAACUGAGCACGAAGGGCCUUACUGAGAGGGCUGUGGCUGCACCACUGGAGAAGGUUACUGAAAUCACUGACUCGUAUACCUGAAGUGGGUGAAUUUUAUGAUAUAUGUAAAACAUGCCUCAUUAAAGUUGUUUAAAAACAGCACUCCUUGUCUCUCAAAGCACCCUUCGUGCAUCAGUUAAACGUGUUUGAAGGCUCACAGGAAGCAGGACAGGAGCAUCACUUAGUGCUGAUUUACAGAGUGAAACGUUUCACUGUUUUAGCAAAUACAUUUUAGUAACUGUAAAAUAUCAUUUAACGACUUUAUUGCUGCAGUAGUAUUUUUGUAGUAUUAAAUAGCUAGACUUUCUUUAUUAUUUUUCAAAAAAGGCAGCCAGUAAGAAGGUAGGAUUGGGGUGAAAAUUCAGCAAAUCUCAGAGGUGAGAUUCUAAUAAAAGAUGAUGCAUUCGUCUGUCCAUCCACAGAUCUCUUGGGAGUGUGACGCGCUUGGCUGACACCCUGUAGAGACCCGUAUCCAGCUGUCCUAUUCCCAUGACCCCCCUCCCCUGAAAAUAAAGACUGAUGGGGCAGCACAGGAAGAGGUUGGGCAGUGGGGGCACAACGCAAAGUAGCACCCAGGAAACUUGAGUGUUUCCUUAGGUAGGCUUCCUGCUCCCCUGUCUCCGUACCAAUAGCAACUUCAAUAAAGGAGAUCAAAACAAAAGAGGAAAAAAAACAGACUCCCAACUACGGCCAACCAAGUCCAAGGAUGAAAUUCACAAGGCAGCACAGCAGAGGCUGCAGGAGGUCCAUUGCAUGCCACCCAGACCCACACAGCUAAUGAUCUCCAGGGGCAGUGAGGUGUGAAGUGAUUCACACAGGGACUUGCAGGCAAAGGCAGGAGGUCAAGGUCCCUACUACACACCACAUCCAGGUCAAUGCUGAGCCUUCCAGGGGGCUCCCCACACUAAUGACAUUCACGGUAUCCCAGAGGAGAGUGGUCGGAGACAUGGUAUUUCCCAUCAGGCGGAUGCCUCCAAAUCGUGGGCAGGUUUGUCACUUCUCCACCACCAGUUCCCACACCUCAGUACCACCCAAGGGCCCUUACUGAAGGUAGCCUGCUCUCUCCAGGUGCAGUAGGUGCACUCGGGAAUAUAAACAGCCAUCUGUCUACACUGGGCUCACAGCAGCCUGAAGGCAAGGGGGAAAGCUGCAGGCUGUGUACUGGGGUUGCCUGUUUACAAAGCUUUCCUCUCUGGCAUGGGAAGUGCCUGAGUGUUCCUCUGCCUUCCCUACCUUCCAGCCUCUCCAAAGUCAAGGCAAAACUUUGACAUGACAGCAACCAACCUUUGGAAAAUGCGGCUUAAUAUUUCACUAAAAAUAUUUAUUUUUAAGCCACUGCCAUAUUAUAACUAAAGAGAGCCCAGCUGUUCUGACUUUGGAAACUAAAGAGGCUGCAAAGGUCCAGCCUGUGCCUUGUCAUCUUUGGGUUUGACCUUAUAUGAGUCCCAAAAGCUAACUAUUACAGUUAGAAAUGGGCCCAGGUCCAGGCAAUAUCCUCAGAUUUUCUGCCACAGUUCAAAGGCCUAGAAAAAUGGAAAAGACAUUCCUCUACUUUUUUUUUCCCCCUUGAAGAUAAGGACAUAGGUUAUCUUCAUCUUGGAGUUUCAGAGUCAAAUAAAUAAUCACAAUAACGAAAACAGAAGUCAAUCACCACUAACACUGGGACCAGCCAGACUGGCAACUGUUAAAAAUACAUGCUCCAUUUCUAUACACAUUCUCAAACUUCUAGUUGCCAAAAAGGAAAAAAGUUUGAUCCAAGUAGUGACUUAACCUCAACAUCAAAAGUAUCACUUACAAAUACAAGGCUCACCAUUAAAUGGUAAAGGCAUUCAGCCUGGCUCGCACCCAGAGCCUGUCCUGUGAGGAAAAGUCCAAGACAGACAGAGGCUCCCAGCCUUUCCCCAGGGAAGGUCCAGGAAGACCCAUACACCUUUUCUGCUAAGAAGUCGGUAAAACCAUAACCAGACCUGUGACCCGGUGACAGCAGUGCUCCCACCUUGCAACAUAAAAUAGGCGGCGACAAGAGGAACUGUUAGAAGCACAAGUCCUGCAUGUUAACAAAAAAGGAUCACCUUGCUAGCUGCUUCCUGACCCUGGAAUCAGCACUCUCUGGGUCUGGGCAGAAGUUCCAGCCUUCAGAUUCUGUGCUUUCUUAGUCCCAACCCAACACACCCUGUGAACAUGCCAAAGACUGACACCCAAAAUGGACCAGCGCUGCAGAAGGAAAGACAAGCCUCUUGGGUGGCACCUGGCAGCUAAGCCUACCCAGGAAUCACAAGAACAAACAUUGAGGAUGCAGAAGUGGAUCCUGGCAGUACUUUCCUAACGGGCAGCUGAACACAAGUCCAUGGUACUUCUUGUCACAGACACUUCCUAUGCUCCCCACACAUUUCCAACUGCCUAGGCACUGUGAACACCGCCAGGCGAGGGGAGACUGAAGAGAAAGAGCAGUCCCGGAAGAGAGCGGUCGGCUCUGCUUACGCACUUCCAACACUGUGUCCUUCCAGAGUCAACAAAGCCAGCUGAUUCUUUACUCAUGGUCCUCCCUGGACAAACUAACACUUUCAAUCCCCAGAGGCAGAGGCUUGGGGAAUCGUGCGUGUCUGAUCAUCCAAGUUCCCCAAGCUACAUACUCUCCCGUGACAUGUGACCAUCCAUGAAAUGCUGCCAUCCUAUAGACUCAAAGGAGGAAAAAGAUGUGGGUUUGUACAUUAAUCUUGUGCUAGCUUGUGGCUGGUCACAUGGUCAACGACGGAGCUCGCAGGAAUUUCUUCAGCUUUCCAGACCCUUAAGUCCUUUCCUUGCAACCUCGGUUCCACAUCCACAUACUGAAUUUAUACCAACUUCAAGUUACACAACCUUUUCUUUCCAGCCUCAUGCACAGCACAGCAGCAGUCGCACAGAAAGCACUCCCAUCCUCGGGCUCCUGCACGUCCUCAUCUUGGCAGCAUGGCCACGACCGGACAUGCUCUUUCACACACAACACUGCCACCUGUACCUCUACACACGCAGGCAGCUCCUGGUGCCUCGGGAGUACCAGCAAGAUGCCCCAGGUGGGAAAGGCAGACAGGAUCCCCUGGAAAACUCACAUACAGGGAACAACAACAGUUUCUAACAGGUGGAAACACCACAGAGGGCCAGGCACAUGGUCAUCGGGUCAAGCAGGACUCACUCCCCUAGGUUGCUCUUGAGUUCCUCUUGUGUAGUUCCGUGGGGUGCAGAGAAGCAUCCAAACAGAACGGAGCUGCUUACUAGUGUCCUGAAAAAACACAUUUCCUUGAAAAAAGUGCAUAAACCUUACAAAGGGAAUUAAGAUACCAGGAGGACCAAGUGCUGAUGGAUUAGAAAAAAUCACUGUCCAAAUACACUGAAAAUACAGCUAACAGAACUCCAGGAUGACUUCUCCAGGUUCAAGCACAGCAAACUUCUCCUAUGUCUUCGGUAACAUCUUAAAGGCAGGGUGCGGCUGGGGUGGGAAGGAGGUAGGAAUAGACACAUGAGGGAUGAGGCAGCAAAUGAACCUACUGCUCUCGUCCCUUGCAAGUGAUGAGCUUGACGACAGCAGUGAACAGAGGCUUCAGGAAAGAGCCAACAAUAACAGGACUUCACUGACCAUCACCACCACAGCCGCCUCCCUCUGACUUACGGCCUCUCAUCAACCAUCGGAAGAGCUCCUAUAAACCAACUAUCUGAAGUCUGGGUUUUUGUGAGUGGUGUGCAGGGCAGGGCGACACAGGCUAGGUGGGCCAGUGGUAAUCCCAGCUCAUCGUAGGAAAUUCCAGGGCCCAGGGCGCUGAGCCUUGUGUCCUGGUCUGCACCACCUGACUCGUCCGCUUGCCCUUCUUUGCAUCCUGUUGAUCAGACGCCACAGGCACCCCCUGCCCCGGGGUGUGUACAGCAGUGUGGGAAGGGCAUUUCUUAAACACCCAGCUUUUCUUGAUCAACUUAUUUUGCCUAAACACACACAGCAGACCAUUCCUGAUGAAGGAAGUUUCCUUAAUACAAACAAGCUCACUGAAAAAAAACAAAAAACAAAAAACAAACAAAAAAAAACCCUAGAAGACCCAGGAAACUGCUCCAAAUGAAAGUCAGCACAACAAAAGAGAAAUACUCAGAGGCGUGUAGAGUAAGACUGAGCACAUUAGUUACUCAGAGGCACAGUACCGCAUUAACCCUUCCCCUUCCCCGCCGUGCACCCCUUGCCCGCCCCACCCCCUCUUCAGCACUGCCGUUUUGUGCAUCACUGUCCCCAGAUGUGGGGACAGAUAAGUCCUCCUCAAAGCAUUCUGCCGCCUCAGUACUUCACUCCUGGAAUAAACUCCUUGGCAUCUGGAUUCAGGUUGCUUUUGCUC